AUGUUCAAUGCGAGCGAGCUAAGCGACUGGUUCAGAAGACCCAUCAGCCUCCGUCUCGUCACCAACCUUUCACCAACCUUCUUCACCACGACCAUCAUCAUCAUCAUAAUCAUCAUUAUCGGUAUCGCACCAUCGCUCUCUGUUCCCGCAUUCUUCCGAUGGCUUUCUCAAAAGUACCCAAAAAUCAUUAGCCCGGUCCUGGAGGCCUUGCCCCAAGAAAUUGAUGGCCACGAGAUCCCGGUCGAUACUACGGGCCCAAACCCAAACGGCGAGGAGCUUGACAACCUUUACCUCGAUAUGAACGGUAUCGUUCAUCCGUGCUCACAUCCCGAGGACCGCCCACCCCCGGAGACUGAACAGGAGAUGAUGUUGGAGGUUUUUAGAUACACAGAGAGAGUUGUUGCAAUGGUUAGGCCUAGGAAAGUCUUGAUGAUGGCCGUUGAUGGUGUUGCCCCUCGUGCAAAGAUGAAUCAACAGCGUUCCAGACGAUUCCGAUCUGCGCAGGAAGCGAAAGAAAAGGAGGAGCAAGUAGCGGAAUUUGUGAAGCUGCUAGCCUCCAAGGGCACAGAUAUCGAUUCAAAUCUGCAGAAAAAAGGGUGGGACAGCAAUGCGAUUACACCUGGGACACCGUUCAUGGACAUUCUUUCGAUUGCCCUUAAAUAUUGGGUUGCGCAUAAGUUAAAUACCGACCCAGGUUGGGCAAAGUUGAAAAUUAUAAUAUCGGAUUCUUCUGUACCAGGGGAGGGCGAGCACAAGAUCAUGGAGUUUGUCAGGGGUCAGAGAUCACACCCAGAACAUGACCCGAACACAAGGCAUGUCAUCUAUGGACUGGAUGCGGACUUAAUCAUGCUAGGUCUCGCGACACACGAGCCUCACUUCAGAGUCCUUCGAGAAGAUGUCUUCGCCCAGGAUUCAAAGCCUCGUGUGUGCAAGAUCUGCAACCAGAAAGGGCAUCGAGCUGAAGAAUGUACUGGGAAGGCGAGGGAAAAGGAAGGCGAGUUUGACGAAAAGUCCAAAGCAAACCCCCGAAAACCCUUCAUUUGGCUGGAUGUCGGAAUUCUGAGAGAGUACCUGGCAGUCGAAUUACAUGUGCCAGGGCUCUCGUUUCAAUGGGACCUUGAAAGAGCGAUUGAUGACUGGGUUUUCCUUUGCUUUUUUGUAGGCAAUGAUUUCCUGCCACACUUCCCCAGUUUGGAAAUCAGGGAUGCAGGAAUUGAUACACUUACGUCAAUUUGGAGGGAGAAUCUUGCGGCAAUGAAAGGCUUUGUCACGACCGAUGGAAACGUCAAUCUCGAACGGGCGCAGUUUAUUCUUGAUGGUUUAGCGAAACAAGAAGAUGCGAUAUUCAGGAAGCGCCGUCAGGUCGAGGAAAGGCGGGAGGCAAAUGCUAAACGGCGGAAGCUACAAGAAGAAGCUAAUAACAACUCCGGCAAUGACAAGGUCUCUGUGCACCGAGGCAAAAGCGAGCGAAUUCCGACAGCGCACCCGGCCAAUAUCCCACUUUUUGCCCCAAAUGACCACUCCGAUAAGACGAAGCAGCUCAACCAUGAUGUAGUUGUUAACCGAGCGGAAAUCAGGACAGCAAACUACGCCAAUAAGAGUGCUGCGGCGGCGUUGAAAGCCCAGUUGCUACAGAAUACGAUCACCACAAAUCCUUCGACUGAUGAGCAACCAGCUGAGACGGAGGCACAGCCGGAAACUGAGGGGGCCUCAGUUCUUGGGAAGCGGAAGCUGGACACCAUGCAAGCGGAUUCGGGAAACCAAACCCCAAUCGAGGCUGCUCCUGGGGAAGGAAACGCUGACACAGUCAAACUCUGGGAGCCUGGUUACCGGGACCGGUAUUAUGAGCAAAAGUUUGGCCGACCACCCUCUGAUACUAAUUUCCGGAGAGAGGUUGCAAAUGCCUACGUUGAAGGGCUCUGCUGGGUUUUGCUCUAUUACUUCCAGGGGUGUCCUUCAUGGACUUGGUACUACCCAUAUCAUUAUGCGCCUUUCGCGCAAGAUUUUGAGAACAUUGGGGAGCUUAAGAUAAACUUCACACUUGGCAAGCCAUUCAAGCCAUUCGAACAGCUCAUGGGUGUACUUCCCGCCGCCAGCAAGCAUAACAUCCCCAAAGCCUUUUGGCCAUUAAUGACGGAGGAGAAUUCCGAAAUCAUUGAUUUUUAUCCAGAAGACUUUCCUAUUGAUCUCAAUGGGAAAAAGUUUGCCUGGCAGGGUGUCGCAAUUCUUCCUUUUAUUGACGAAACUCGCUUGUUAGACGCAAUGAAUAAGAUCUACCCUCAGAUCCCAGCUGAAGAAAAGGAACGGAACGAGAUGGGAAAUGAGCUUUUGUUAUUUUCCGAAUCGCAUCCGCUUUACGAUGAGCUAGCGUGCCAAUUCUUCUCUAAGCGGGCUGUUGAUGGGGACCACGAACUGGACCCACGGCUAAGCGAAGGCCUAUCUGGAGGGGUGAGAAAGGACCCAAAUUUCAUACCCCGUAGCACUGUUUCUUUUCCAUUCACCAAUGUUAAAUCGGAUAUAUACGGAGACAUCGAAGAUGAUCAAUCUAUGAGUGUUAUAUAUUUGCUCCCAGAGAAGAAAAAUCUACAUAAGUCGAUGCUUCUACGUGGCGUCGUCUUGAAAACCCCAGCGUUGACUGAGGGGGACAAGGACGUCAUUUUAAAUAAGCAGCAAGGAAAUGGAAACAGGUAUGGAGGUGGCUAUCUUGACAGAUCAAACUCGGGUAGAGGUAGGGGCGGCCGACAUCAUUACAACAAUCCUAUUGCACCCCCAUCGGGUGUUAGGGGUCCUACUUUACCGGCGGGGUACACACUCCCUGAUCAGCAAGGGCGGGGCGGAGGUCAAGGAUGGACCCCGCCCGGAAAUCAAAGUUUCGACUUCAGAUACGGUCAGGGAUAUCAACAACCCCAACAAGGCUACGGGAAUGGCCAAUAUGGUGGAGGUAGUAGUGGCAGCUCAGGAUACCAGUCCUAUGGGAAUAACCAAGGAUACUCGGGCUCACAAAGCCACAAUCGUCAAGGUGGCAGUGGUGGCGGAUAUCAGGGAGGAGGGGGUGGUGGCUACGAACGUGGCUACAACGAUAGAAACAACUACGGCGGAGGUGGGAACAGUGGGUAUCAAGAUGAUAGAAGAGGCUCCUAUGAACGUGGCGGUGGAGGCGAACGUCGUGAUUACAACAGUAACAAUCAACACGACCGCCGACCUCCACAGCAAGAUCGUCGAGGAGGGUAUCGGGGAGGAGGCAGGGGAGGGCACGGCCAGGGCGGCGGCGGGGGGUAUAAUCGGGGAAAUAACAGCUGGAUGGGAUGA
Molecule: messenger RNA, 3309 nt
Organism: Orbilia oligospora ATCC 24927
Lineage: Eukaryota; Fungi; Ascomycota; Orbiliomycetes; Orbiliales; Orbiliaceae
Exons: 5
Coding region: 1-3309 (1102 amino acids)
Biological process (GO): nuclear-transcribed mRNA catabolic process
Cellular component (GO): nucleus
Molecular function (GO): 5'-3' RNA exonuclease activity; RNA binding
Source: RefSeq, a predicted model, not a curated record